AUGGAGAAGUGGAGCUUAAUGGCAAUUACUGUUUUACUAGCACUUACUGUACGCUGGACUGUAUCGCUUGGUUCUUAUUCAGGUGCGGGAAAACCGCCUAUGUAUGGAGACUAUGAAGCUCAGAGACACUGGCAAGAAGUUACUUACAAUUUGCCCAUCAGGCAGUGGUACUUCAAUACAAGUGAUAACAACUUACUGUACUGGGGCCUUGAUUAUCCACCUCUUACUGCCUAUCACAGUUUUGUAUGUGCUUACAUUGCAAAGUUAAUAAAUCCUGAUUGGAUUGCUCUGCAUACAUCUCGGGGGUAUGAGAGUCAGCCACAUAAGUUAUUUAUGCGUGCAACAGUGUUUGUUGCUGAUUUGCUGGUUUAUAUUCCUGCAGUUAUUUUAUAUUGUUUUUCCUUGAAAGAAACAUCUGCUAAAAAGAAGGUUUCCAGUGCUCUCUGUAUACUGCUCUAUCCAGGCCUCAUUCUUAUUGACCAUGGACACUUCCAAUACAACUCAGUAAGCCUUGGCUUUGCCUUGUGGGGUGUACUUUAUUUGUCUUAUGAUUGGGACCUUUUGGGGUCAGUAGCAUUUUGCUUGGCCUUAAAUUAUAAGCAAAUGGAACUCUACCAUUCUCUGCCCUUUUUUUGCUAUUUACUUGGAAAGUGCUUCAAGAAGGGACUGAAAGGAAAGGGAUUAGUAUUGUUAACUAAAAUAGCAGGGACAGUGGUGGUUUCCUUUGCUGUCUGCUGGCUGCCGUUCUGUACCGACAUGGAACAAACCUUUCCCAUUGACCGAGGCUUGUUUGAGGAUAAAGUAGCCAAUAUUUGGUGCAGUUUAAGUGUCCUUAUAAAGAUAAAGAAUAUAAUAUCACCUCAAACUCAACUAAAACUCAGUUUUGCUGUAACAUUCCUGAGCCUGCUUCCUACUUGUAUAAAACUAACCGUCCAGCCUUCUCUCCGAGGAUUUAAAUUUGCUUUGGUUAGUUGUGCAUUGUCAUUUUUCCUGUUCUCCUUUCAAGUACAUGAAAAAUCUAUUCUUCUAGUGUCAGUACCAGUCUGCUUAAUCAUAAAUGAAAUCCCUUUUAUGGCUACGUGGUUUUUACUUGUGUCAACUUUCAGUAUGUUGCCUCUUCUACUGAAGGAUGUCUGCGUGGCUUCCUUUUCCAUAUUUGAGAAGACUUCAGCAGAGGACCUGCAGCUGAAGCCAUUCUCCCUUUCCCUGAAGGGAUAUGUUUCUUGGUUUAAGUCAUUUCCCAAGAUUGUCAGGAGUCUGUUUCUUCUUUCCGUAACCCUGAUGGGCGUCCUGUCUGUAAUGAGCGCUGCCGUGCAUCCUCCACAGAGGUUACCGGAUUUAUUCCCUGUAUCUGUGUCCGUUAUUUCUUGCUUACACUUUUUAUUAUUUUUGGUGUAUUUUAAUGUUGUUUUACUCUGGGACUCAAAGAAUAGUAGAAGUCAGAAGAAAAUCAGUUAA
Molecule: messenger RNA, 1458 nt
Organism: Nipponia nippon (crested ibis)
Lineage: Eukaryota; Metazoa; Chordata; Aves; Pelecaniformes; Threskiornithidae
Gene: ALG6
Product: ALG6 alpha-1,3-glucosyltransferase
Biological process (GO): dolichol-linked oligosaccharide biosynthetic process; protein N-linked glycosylation
Cellular component (GO): endoplasmic reticulum membrane
Molecular function (GO): dolichyl pyrophosphate Man9GlcNAc2 alpha-1,3-glucosyltransferase activity
Source: RefSeq, a predicted model, not a curated record